ACCAUUCCUCUUUUUGUUUCUUUUUUUUUUUUUAUUUACAUUGCAUGUGUGUUCUGUUCUGUAGCUCGUCCAAGAUGGCCAGGUUCCCCUAAGCAGAAUGGACAGGGGAUUGUCAAUGCCUAACAUGUUGGAACAUAAAGUAUAUCCCUAUGAAAUGCUCACUGUCACCAACAGAGGGCGUACUAAGCUUCCGAAGGACGUGGACAGGACAAGACUGGAGCGUCACCUGGCUCCUGAAGUAUUCUUUGAUGUCUUUGGAAUGGAGAUCCAAGAGUUUGACAAACUUCCUCUGUGGAAGCGCAAUGAUAUGAAGAAGAAGGCCAAGCUGUUCUAGCCAGGAUAUUGUGCAUGUUUUAAUUUAUCGGUCACUCCAAUAAUGUAUUAUAGCUGUAGUUUUCUGAUUUGCUUUUUCUUUAUUUCCUUUUAUUUUUCCUUUUUUGUUUGCUUCCAACAGUCUGAUACACAUGGACAUCAAUUACUUUUUUGAUUCAAAACCAAGACCACACCGUUGUUGUUUUUUUCCAAGGCAGAGUUUUUAUUUGAGUAGGUUUAAAGUGAACUGCGAUCAAAUCACUCCAGAGAGCAGAGGAGUGAGGACUGGUUAUUAUCUCUCACAUUUAACUUACAUGAGACCUGACUUCCGAGCAAUGCUUUCUCCCCGUGCACUCCUUCCUGCCCUCUCAUAAAACAGGACUGUAAUCUUUUUUGGGGGAAAGUGGUGGGGGGCUGAAGGCUAUCUGCAGGGUUCUUCCUCUAAACAGGCUAUUAAGGUGAUGGAAAUGGAGGAACUCCAGAAGCUCCCCGCUGCUGUGGCCCUAACAAGGGCCUUGAUGUUUGUUAAUGGGGGAAGUUAGAGCUACUGUAGGUGACUGAAGAUGAGAGGCCUGGGCUCCACCUGUGGUGGGGAAGGCCUUAACAGACCAUCCGGGCUUCUGGAACUUAUUAGAACCUGAGGCAACAGAAAGACACGUCUGCUCUAAACGCUCCUCCCUGCCAUCUCCUCUCAAUCACCAAGCUAAUACUGAAAUGGCUUAGCAUGAUUUCUCUACAAUCAAAAUCCUACUGAGUUUGAUGCUCUUUUGGUAGCUCCCCAUUAUCUAUUUUUAAUUUAAAACAAACAGAAAUAUUGCAUUUGACAGAUGAGGUGCUGGUGAAAUGAAAGGAAACAAAAGCCAACCUCCUCCUUCCUCUUAAAAACACCACUAGUUUUUGCACCACUAGAGGUCAGGCUUGUGUCAUUAGGAACAGUUAAGGCACAACCCAUCUUACUUUUUUCAGGCCUCUCCAUCACUGGAAUCUGACAAUCCUUUCCUUCUGACCACUAUCUAAGCUGCAAUAUAUGUUUUAGCAACAUAUCACUUUGACUGAAGUUGCAUUUGAAAAGAAACACCUUUGAUAUUACUGCAUUUUAUAAAGCUGAAGUAUUUCAAACUGCCACUGUGUUGCUGGGAGACUGAUGGAGCCGUAGCCAUAGCAUCUGUGUCAGAAGUAGGUUUGAUAGCAGGGCCAUAUCUGUCAUUCUGUAUAAAGCUGCCAGACAGUGUUGUUCCCAUAUCACUGGAUGUGCGUGCAGUAGCGUUGUUUGGCUGUUGGUGACCGUUAAUUCCCAGCAGUUUCCUGUUUUAUCUGCAGGGUUAAGGACCGAGGACUAGGAAAUAAAAAAAAAAAAAAUACUGGGUUUAUAUCACACAACGGAAACGUGAUGAGACUAGGGUGUUAAAAAUCCGGUUUUGAUACCCAUCAUGACGAUGAUGUAAAAACUGAAAUGAGUAAUAAAACUCUGCUUCAGAUA
Molecule: messenger RNA, 1792 nt
Organism: Hemibagrus wyckioides
Lineage: Eukaryota; Metazoa; Chordata; Actinopteri; Siluriformes; Bagridae
Product: actin-binding LIM protein 1-like
Exons: 3
Coding region: 98-334 (78 amino acids)
Biological process (GO): lamellipodium assembly; cytoskeleton organization; cilium assembly
Cellular component (GO): stress fiber; actin cytoskeleton
Molecular function (GO): actin filament binding
Source: RefSeq, a predicted model, not a curated record